Ostrea edulis (European flat oyster) is the source of this 2006-nucleotide messenger RNA. RefSeq lists its product as uncharacterized. The record is from RefSeq and is a predicted model, not a curated record. The coding region runs from base 24 to 1898 and encodes 624 amino acids. Lineage: Eukaryota; Metazoa; Mollusca; Bivalvia; Ostreida; Ostreidae. The transcript has a single exon.
ACAGGAUUCUGUCCACGAUAGACAUGGAAAGAUUUGUGGCAGUGGUAAAAUGUUUAACAUUUUUUGUUAUCGCUCUCCUCAUAUAUGAAAACGGUUUGUUCAACAAGGUGAAUAUAUGGGUAUCCACAAUUUAUGACUACGAGACUUCAAAAUUGAGUUUUGAUUCCAUGUACCUUAUCAACACACCUGGGUGUCGGAUUCCGAAUUUUGAGGCAUUUGAUCUAUCAAUUAGGGAGAAGAUUCAGCCCGGUAAGUUUGCGAACUGUGCAAAGAAUCCUUCAUUUGUAGAAAUAAAGUCAAACUGUUUAAAGAUCAAUCGCGAAGUUGUGAAAAAAUCACAUUACAAAAAUUCGUUCUCCUUUUGCCGAGUCCAUAGUAUCUUUCGACCGAGACAAGGAAAGCAUCAUGAUUAUUUCAGAUACGUUAAUGAGAGCAUUUUGACUGAUAAACAGAUGUGUUUCCAAAGCAACAUGCUAAGAGUCCAAUGCUUUGACAACAAAAAUGUCACCAUAUAUACAAAUUUUCAUUGGAUUCACCAAAAUAAUAAUUCGUUUGAAGAUAUAUGUGAUGAACGGACCAAGAACAGGAAGGACAAAUCAAACAUCACCGAGACCUUGAGCGUUCUGCUCUUAGGCAUAGACUCCACCUCUAGACUAAAUUCUCACCGAUUCUUUACAAAAACAAGACACAUUUUAACAAGGAAACUGAAUUCCAUAGAAUUUAGAGGCCAUAACAUUGUUGGUAUGGAUACCUUUAUGAACGUAGUUCCUUUGUUAACAGGAAAGAGUAUUUACGAACUCAAGGAAGACGGUAAGUUUGGAAAUACUACCAUGGAUGAUUUUCAUUUCAUUUGGAAGGAUUAUGAAGAAAACGGAUACAGAACAUUGUAUGCCGAAGAUGCAGCAUAUAUGUCUGUGUUUGAUUAUCUGAAACCCGGCUUUAGAAACUUUCCAACUCACUUCUAUAACCGCCCAUGGUCUGUGGCAUGGUGGUACGCCAAUGCUCCUCGUUGUAUGGGUGGUCGUUCGGAACCGGAAGCUAUUAUGGAAUAUAUGACACAAUUUGUUGAAGUGUAUCAAUCCAAACCGUAUUUUUCUUUUGCCUUUCUUUCGUCACUGACCCAUGAUAGUCAAGAAUUAUCGGCAGAGAUGGACGAAAUCAUGUCAAAAUUCUUCAACAAGGCUUUAGAAUCAAAUGCUUUAAACAACACAAUCGUGCUUUUCUUUGCUGAUCAUGGACUUAGGAUUGGCAGUACACGUUGGUCGGAUAUUGGUUCGUAUGAGGUAUUGUCACCUAUGUUCUUCAUUUCCACUCCUGGAUGGUUUUCCAAAAAAUACAGAACAAUCGAUAGAAAUUUAAGAAAUAACGCAUAUAAACUAACUACAGUUUAUGAUAUUCACGAAACCCUACGAAAUAUUUUAAAUUUUAGUGGACAGGUUCAAAAUCACAGUUCUCCCCAGAGAGGAGAAAGUUUAUUUACAGAUGUCUUCAACACGAGAAACUGUACUGAUGUUGGUAUACCUCUGUCUAUGUGUACAUGUAGUCAGUACAUAGAAAUUAAAAAUUUCACAUCUGUUUAUGCGGACCAUGACUUAUCUGCAAUCAUUAUUUCAAAAUUAAACGAAUUGGUGAAAGAUCAUACAUCAAUAUGUGCACAUCUUUCUCUUGACAAAACAAUAUCGGUGUUUAAAGCUGCAUAUGGAAAAAGACAGCAUACUUACAGAAUAACCAUUCGAACAUUGCCUGGAAAAGCAAUGUUCGAAGCGUCUGUUUAUGUCGACUCAUCGAGAAACAAGCUUAAAGUGGGACCAAUAUUACGUAUCAACAGAUAUGGAAAUCAAUCGAAGUGUGUGAAUGACUACUUUUUACGGAACUACUGUUAUUGUAAAAAAAUGUGAUCUUUGGUGUAUUAUGUUUGCUUUAAAGAGAAUACAGACGUCAAGUUUACCAAAUGUAAAUUUAUGUGGUAAGAUUGAAAAAUACAUUAAAUAAAUUCAGUUUUGCAA